ACAAUUAAUCAUUUAAUCUGCAGGUUACAAAUACUGAACAUCUACUUCUUCUGUUGAGGGUGGUCUUUAAAAUAAAAGUCUAGAGUUUCUUUUCUCUUUCUGAAUUCUUCUUCGUUGGUGCUUUAAAGUCCCACCUUUCUGGUCUUCCAGGUACGCAUUAUGUUAAGUUUCCCCUCCCUUCUUGUCUUCCAGGUACGUGUACCACAGCUCCAAGUGGAUGGUGGCGGGAAACGCCGACUCCCCGGUGCCUCCGCGGGCCUACAUCCACCCGGACUCUCUGGCCUCGGGGGACACCUGGAUGAGGCAGGUGGUCAGCUUCGACAAGCUCAAACUCACCAACAACGAGCUGGACGACCAGGGACACAUCAUCCUCCACUCGAUGCACAAGUAUCAGCCUCGUGUUCACGUCAUCAGGAAGGACUUCAGCAGCGAGCUGUCUCAAAACAAGGCGGUGCCGAGCGGGGAGGGAGUCAAGACCUUCAGCUUCCCUGAGACCGUGUUCACCACCGUCACUGCCUACCAGAACCAGCAGAUCACCAGACUAAAGAUCGACCGAAACCCGUUCGCCAAAGGAUUCAGGGACUCUGGAAGAAACAGGACCGGCCUGGAGGCCAUCAUGGAGACCUAUGCUUUCUGGAGACCUCCUGUGAGGACCCUCACGUUCGAAGACUUCACCAACAUGCAGAAACAGCAAGGUGGAAGCACAGGCACUUCUCCCACCACCUCCAGCACAGGAACCCCCUCCCCUUCUGGUGCGGCCCACCUCCUGUCCCCCUCCUGCUCCCCUCCCACCUUCCACCUUGCCCCCAACACCUUCAAUGUGGGCUGCAGGGAAAGCCAGCUCUGCAACCUGGGCCUGUCCGAGUACCCGGCCUGCGCCCGCAGCAACAUGGCGGCCCUGCAGGGCUACGGCGGCCUGGCCGACAGUUCCUACGGACGCCUCCAGGCCGCGGGGGGCGGCGUGGCCUCCGCUCAGCCCUCUGAAUCCUUCCUGCCGCAGAGGACUUCCUCCUUGAUCGCCGCCGGCAUGCAGGGCGGCGCUCACGCGGGCGGCGGCGGUGGCCCCGGAGCCAAGAUGGAUGCCUACGGGGGCCAACUGGGCUCCUUCCCGGCCUCGCAGCUUCAGUACGUGAUGCAGGCCGGGGGCGGCUCCGGCUCCGGCUCGUCCUCCUCGUCCGGAUCCUCCCCUUCCUCCGCCCACAUGUUCGGCGGGGGCCACCACCACGUACAGCAGGGCUCCUACAACGCGUUCUCCCUGCACAACCCUUACAACCUGUAUGGAUACAACUUCCCCACCUCCCCCCGCCUGGCCGCCAGCCCCGAGAAGCCCCAGGGAGGCCUGCUCUGCUCCUCGUCUCCCGCCGGGGCCUUCGCCGAGCGCCAGUACCUGUCCAACGGAAGCAUGGACACUAUGCACAUGAUCGGCAACGCCAGCGGCCAGCAGGGCGGCGGCUCCUGCGAUGGCCGCCAAUACGGCUCCUCCUCUCAGAUGUCCAUGCACAUGGUGUAGACGCUUGGCAUCGGGCCUAAAAAGUCUUUCGGCUGAAAAAUGCAAACCUAUGAACCCGGUUCGGUGUUUGAUGUGGAACCGGUGUUUUUUUACAUGAAGCGUUAAACAAACCUUUCAGAAAAGGACAUCAUGUGUUUUUUGUUUUUUUUAAAAGACACUCCAUCGCAUACAAAGCAUUAUAGAGGGAGUCCAAACUAUUAUUUAAUUAACUUUGUAUUAAUGAAGAGAAGAUUACAGGGACAUCAACAACAAACUCAACAACAUGCUCCGGCUCAGAAGGGAUUAUCAGCUGUUAUGGUGCAAUAGUAGCAACACUUCUUUUUCAAGUGACUCAUUCUCUAAUUCUUUUGUUUUUCGGGGACUCGGAGGCCGAGCAGUCAUGAUGUCGUGGAGCCGAAGAGUUCUCACUGCGAUCCAGAGGUUUUUAUCUUCACGCAGCACUUGUGUGGUUUUUAAAAAUGCAAUCAUGAAGGACUCCACACGUCAAAGAGCUGCAGGUCGGGGGGGGGGGCCGAGGAACUGAAAACUCGUUCAGCCCUCCACCACCACCACAGAACUUCACCAACCAGUCAUCCUCAUAGACUGGAAUGGCUUCACUAUUUUUGAGUGGAUUACGUUGUUGUUUUUUUUAGCAUAUAUAUAAAAGAUGGCGAAAUGCAAUCAAUAACAAGCUUAAAACUGUUGUCGUGUGAAAAGUUAUAAAAAAGAAGCAAUAGCAAAAACAGAGUAAUUAAAGUAUGUUUUGGUGUGUUGUAGAGAUGUGUAUUUAAGUGCUGAGCAUUAUAACAAUAUUUUACAGGUCAAGCUGUUAUAAAGAAAAUGUGUGAAAAAAAAUAAAUGGCAAAGUAAUUCUUUUUUUGAGGCAUUUUGAAAAAAUGUAAAUACAGGUGCCAAGCACGUAAAAAGGCUCAA
Messenger RNA from Anarrhichthys ocellatus (wolf-eel), 2422 nucleotides. It is a transcript of the gene tbx15, whose product is annotated as T-box transcription factor 15. Gene Ontology annotation, cellular component: chromatin; nucleus. Bases 218 to 1510 code for a protein of 430 amino acids. Gene Ontology annotation, biological process: cell fate specification; regulation of transcription by RNA polymerase II; positive regulation of DNA-templated transcription. The record is from RefSeq and is a predicted model, not a curated record. Gene Ontology annotation, molecular function: DNA-binding transcription factor activity, RNA polymerase II-specific; RNA polymerase II cis-regulatory region sequence-specific DNA binding. The transcript has 5 exons. Lineage: Eukaryota; Metazoa; Chordata; Actinopteri; Perciformes; Anarhichadidae.